Durio zibethinus is the source of this 1928-nucleotide messenger RNA. RefSeq names its product cytochrome P450 81Q32-like. Lineage: Eukaryota; Viridiplantae; Streptophyta; Magnoliopsida; Malvales; Malvaceae. The record is from RefSeq and is a predicted model, not a curated record. Gene Ontology annotation, molecular function: heme binding; monooxygenase activity; oxidoreductase activity, acting on paired donors, with incorporation or reduction of molecular oxygen.
UUAUUGGAUCAACUCAUUAAAAAGCUCUCUCUUCUUCCCUAUACAAAACAAGCUCUUAUUGAACUAACAAAAGUUGUAAACAAUGGAAGAAUCAACAUUAAUCCUUUACUCUUUUCUAUCUCUUGUCAUUCUUCUCUUUUGUUUCAAAUUGUUGUUUCAACCCAAAACUUCCCACAAAAACCUUCCUCCAAGUCCACCUCCUCUUCCCUUUAUCGGCCAUCUCCAUCUCAUAAAACGACCCAUCCAUCGAUUUUACCAUAGUCUGUCACAAAAACAUGGCCCAAUUUGCUCCCUUCGGUUCGGCUUCCGCCUUGUAGUUGUAAUCUCAUCUUCAACAGCAGCCGAGGAAUGUUUCACCAAGAACGAUAUCGUCCUAGCUAACCGACCCAAGUUACUAAUUGGCAAGUACCUUGGCUACAACUAUAGUACGGUCGUUGGCUCACCUUAUGAUGAUCAUUGGCGCAACCUACGUCGGAUUAGUGCCGUUGAGAUCCUCUCACCAAAUCGCUUGAGCGCAUUCCAAAGCAUUAGAAAAGACGAAGUGAAGCGAUUAUUGAUGAAACUACAUAGUGAUUCUCAACAAGGAUUCAUCAAAGUGGAGCUAAAAUCGAUGUUUGUUGAUUUAACAUUUAAUAACAUCAUGAGAAUGGUAGCAGGGAAGAGGUACCAUGGUGGGGAUAGAGUGACAAAUGAAGAAGAGGCCAAGGAGUUUAAGGAGUUAAUGGAGGAGUCUCUUGCGAGUGGAGAAGUAGCCCAUCCAGGAGAUUUUAUCCCCAUUUUGAAUUGGUUUGGUGGAAGGAGUUAUGUGAAGAAGUUGAUGAAUCUUGGAGGGAGGAUGGAUGGGUUCCUGCAAAAGUUGAUUGAUGAGAUUCGAGGUAAGAGCCAAGCUGGGAAUACUAUGAUCGAUCAUCUUCUUUCUUUGCAACAAACUCAGCCUCACUGCUACACUGAUCAACUUAUCAAAGGGCUAAUUCAGGUAAUGCUGCUUGCAGGAACUGACACGUCAGCAGUUACAUUAGAAUGGGCAAUGUCCAAUUUACUUAACAACCCAGAUGUGUUAAAGAAAGCUAGAGCUGAAGUAGAUAGUCAAAUUGGGGAAGAAAGUUUGAUUGAUGAACCGGAUGUUCCCAAGCUACAGUACCUUCAGAGUAUCAUCUUUGAAACCUUUAGGUUGAACCCAGCAGCUCCACUUCUACUUCCACACAUGGCAUCGUCUGAUUGCAGGAUAUCUGGAUACGAUGUGCCACGUGACACGAUCGUAUUGAUCAACGCGUGGGCCAUUCAUAGGGACCCUGAGUUAUGGGAUGAUCCAACAAGUUUUAAACCUGAGAGGUUUGGAAAUGGAGAAAGGGAAUCAAACAAGCUGAUGCCAUUUGGAUUGGGAAGAAGGGCAUGUCCUGGUGCUGGCUUGGCUCAACGAAUGGUUGGGCUGACUUUGGGAUCGUUGAUCCAAUGUUUUGAAUGGGAAAGAGUGAGUGAGCAAGAAAUUGACAUGGCUGAAGGUGAUGGUACCACCAUGCCUAAACUCCUGCCACUGGAAGCCAUGUGUAAAGCUCGUCCCAUUUUUAAUAAGGUUCUCACUGGAACUAUUUAGUACUGUUUUUUAUGUUUCUAAUUACAAGCACCGGGCUAAAUAGAAUCUAAACUAUAAGAAGAAGGGUAACCUCUCGCUAUGUAUGUAUUGUAACCCAAGGUUCUAUACGUCAAUAGACAUUUAUUGAUAUGAAUAAAAAGACAUCCUUAUUAAGAUUUUAAUUUCUCUUGAUAUGUAUGUGUUGAGAAAUGACUUGAAAAUUCUAACAAAUGUGAACAUGAAAUUUUGACUCUUGCUGCAGUGAACAUAUAAUUUACUGUAAUAGUAGUUGUUUCUACAGCAACAAUGUUAUUGCUACAGCGGCAGUCGUUGUUGCUACGUUGAUAACCAUCGU